Molecule: messenger RNA, 7891 nt
Organism: Pangasianodon hypophthalmus (striped catfish)
Lineage: Eukaryota; Metazoa; Chordata; Actinopteri; Siluriformes; Pangasiidae
Product: MAM domain-containing glycosylphosphatidylinositol anchor protein 1
Exons: 18
Coding region: 205-3078 (957 amino acids)
Biological process (GO): homophilic cell-cell adhesion
Cellular component (GO): plasma membrane
Molecular function (GO): protein binding
Source: RefSeq, a predicted model, not a curated record
GAGGCUUCACAUUAACGCGCGCUGGAGACCGCACGAGCCCGGAGAUCUGAGUUCCUCUUCACUGCUUGCUGUGGUGUGGAAAGUGGAUUUAUUUCUGUUCUUUUCUCGCGUCGUCUCGUUUAAACCGAGUUGCACGCUGACUAACCUGGAGGCGUCGCGCGGAGCUCCCACACCGGAAAAGGUGAUGAGGCAUCGCAGCUGAUCAUGGAGCUUUUCUGGAUUUUAUUCUUCUCCGUCCUGCAGCGCUUCACACGAGGACAGGGGGUUUACGCUCCUGCGAACGCACAGAUUGUUCACUCUGGCCAGGCGUGUGUGGUGAAGGAGGAUAACAUCAGUGAGAGGAUCUACACCAUCCGUGAAGGUGACACGCUUGUGCUACAGUGCCUGGUUAAGGGACAUCCACGGCCACAGGUACGGUGGACCAAGACAGCAGGCAGCGCUUCAGACAAAUUCCAAGACACACCGAUCUUCAAUGAAACUCUACGUAUCGACAACAUCCAGAGGGUGCAGGGAGGCCGCUACUACUGCAAGGCCGAGAACGGGGUUGGGGUGGCUGCCAUCAAGUCCAUCCGGGUAGAUGUGCAAUACUUGGAUAAGCCAGUGCUCACGGUACACCAGACUAUCAGUGAUGUGAGAGGCAACUACUACCAGGAGAAGACGGUGUUUCUGCGCUGCACUGUCAACUCCAACCCUCCGGCUCGCUUCAUCUGGAAACGAGGCAACGUUCCCAUCGAACAGAGCAAAGACAACGGUGUGGACAUCUACGAACCUUUAUACACACAGGGUGAGACCAAGGUGCUAAAGCUGAAGAACCUUAGGCCUCAGGACUUUGCGAACUACACAUGUCAGGUGUCCGUCCGCAACGUCUGUGACAUACCGGAUACGUCAGUCACCUUCCGAUUGACCAAUGCCACCACUCCACCAGCCUUGAAGCUCUCGGUCAAUGAGACGUAUGUGGUGGACCCAGGCCAGGAUGUCACCAUGUCGUGUGAGGUUACAGCUGGUUUCCCCACGCCCACUGUGACAUGGGCACGAUACCCCAGCCCCCUGCCACGCCGCGCCAUCAUUCGUGGUGGUUCUCUAACGCUGCGCUCCGUCACUCCAGCUGAUUCGGGGUUCUACAACUGCACCGCUGUCAACAACGUGGGAAACCCAGCCAGGAGAAACGUCAACCUUAUUGUUAGAACAAUGAAGAACUUGACAUUCCAGAUCACACCUGAUUCGAACAAGGACAGCGAGAGCAUCCAGAUGGGUCGUGACCUCAAGCUGUCAUGCCACGUGGAUGCUCAGCCCCAGGAUAAGGUCAACUACACCUGGUACAAGAAUGCUGUCCCUGUGUACCCAUCAGACAGCCUCAUUGUGCUGCGCAGUGACCCGGACAUGCCGCCUGGCACCAGCAGCCUGGAGAUUGUGGACAUGAAGUUCCGAGAUCAAGCCACCUACAGCUGCGUGGCCAACUUCCCCGGCAGUAAUGUUCCCGAACUCCGAGUGGACGUUAAUAUCACACAAAGCAGUGUAAUUCCUCCAGUCCUGACCGUACCUGUGGGUGGAAGUGUGGUCAAUGUGAGCGAAGGUGGGAAUGCAGAGCUGGUGUGCCUGGUUGAGGGUAAGCCUCGCCCCCCAGUUCUCUGGUCCCGGGCCAACAAAGACAUGCCCAUGCCUUCGGGUGACUGGAUGAUGGAAACACGUGAUGGACGCCUGCGUCUCACCAAUGUCACGCGAGAUAUGGCAGGGGCUUACCGAUGCCAAACGGCACCGUACAACGGCCUCAACAUCAAACGCAGGCUGGGACAAGUGCAGCUCAAUGUGGAGUACCCUGCUGUGGUGGACCCGGUCUUCCAGAAUGUCCGCUCUCCAAACUACAAGUCUGUCAUCUUGCGCUGCAUAGUUCUCAAGUCCAAUCCGAACCGUAUAGCCAGCGCACGCUGGUAUCGGAACACGAUUCCAAUCCGCACUCCUCCCGUGGACCCUCAAGACGUCCCACAGCUCCGCUUCAUACUCGAUCCCACCAACAAUGGCACGUAUGAGUGUAAAGUCAGCAAUGGGGUCGGCACCUCUACUUGCACCUUCCUCGUCUCAGCUCGACCAUACACUGCCGAAUUUUACUUUGACACGCCAAACCCCAUCCGCAUCCUGAAGGGCAGCAACUACUCCUAUAACUUGCAGUGGACGCAGAAAGAACCAAACACUACGGACAAAGUCAUCGGCUAUUGGAUCAGCGUGCACCAGAUGGGUCAAAAGGUGAUGUCCAAGCAGAUCAACACCAGAGAGCCCGUGAAAGGUGUGCUGAUGUCACACACCAUAACGGACUUGCGCAUCCCUCUGUCCUACGAGGUUGGCCUCACUCCCAUCACCGCCUUUGGUACUGGAGACACCGUCACCCGGACCAUCCAGUACUCUGAGCCCUACACUUAUCCAAGACCUUCAGAUCAUGUGUGUGGUUUCGAGGAUGUGCGGAUCUGCGGGUUCUCCCAGGAUCGCAGUGAUGUGUUUGACUGGACCAGACAAAAUCAUUUGAGUCAAAACCCUAAGCGCUCGGUAAACACGGGUCCCGACACUGACAGGAGUGGGACCAAAGAAGGUUAUUAUAUGUACAUCGAGACAUCACGGCCACGUCAGAAAGGGGAUAAAGCUCGUCUCCUGUCCCCGCUUUACAACGUCACAGCAGCGCGAGGUCCCUCGGGCUCCGGCAGAGUUCCGUACUGCAUCUCUUUCUUUUACCAUAUGAAUGGAAAACACAUCGGAACUCUGAAUGUCCUCCUGCGAGUGAAGGGCAUCGCCACAGUGGAUUCUUUAGCAUGGACACUCUCAGGCCACCAAGGCCCCAACUGGAGGAAGGCUAACGUUGUGGUGUAUCCCAGUGGGCCAUUCCAGGUGGUGUUUGAGGGCAUCCGUGGUGAUGGGUUUGAGGGUGACAUUGCUAUUGAUGAUGUCUCCGUCACCAAAGGGAAGUGCAAGCAGGAGAAGCUCCCCGAAACAGACGUGCUUCCAGGAACAGCCCGAAGCCUUCAGCCUGUUACACUGACCGAGCUGCUUGUUAGCUCCAUGUGCCUCUACGUCCUGCUAUUCUCCAGAUGAUGGACGAUACACCUGUUCAUACCCUCGCACCCGCCGCCCCCCUGUGGCAUCAACCAACACUGCCCAGAUAUGUUCCUUCCCUUCUCCCUCCUCUCCUGUCUCUUUUUUUUUUUCCUCAUUCAUACUUUCCUUGCUUUUCCUGGUCAUGUUUCUCCAUUCUCGGCUUGACCACCCUUCAUUUGCACUUGCCAUUGUCUCCCUAGACUAGCUCUUUGUUUCUGUCUCUGAGUUUAACUCUGUAUUAUCAAUGGCUUGCCAUCAUACCUCAAACCUUUUUGCUAUGACUAGUUGAAUCCACAUUCAUAAUAUUCUUAAUAUUUGUAUCACAUCAGUAUGUAUGUUUAUUAUUUCUCCCCCACUACCCUACCUCUGCACCCUCUCUGUGUUGCUGACACACCAAAGUGUCAAUUAUGCUACCAAAGAUGAUGGCGGUUCUUCAGAUGAAACGAAGGUUGGGGCAAACACGCCCUUUCAAGCGACGUAUCUCUCACCCUUUUGACUGUCCUGCACGGAAAUACGAAUUCUUGUGACGGAUUAGCAGAUGGUAGGGUGGAGAGUGUGAAAAUGAGGAUGGCCAAAUGAAAUGAGACUAAAUCUCAUGCUGUCUAUUUGGAUGAGCUGAAUAGAAGAGAACCUGUACAGUUACAUGUAUAUGAUAUAUUACCUAAGUAUCAACACAUGGACAAUGACUACAACUUCUGAGACUAAUCGUGACUCAGACUAAGUUAAACUAAAGAAGCACAAAUUUAUAUGCUUUUUUUUUUUUUUUUUUAUCACUUUGGUUUCCCCAUGUGGUAUUUUGUCCAUCUACAAAUUUGCUGUAUGCCUUGUCCCUUAUUAUAAAUGAUGUUUCCUGCCUUGCUGCUGAACAGAAUGGUGGCUAAACUUUACAUCAAAGGGUAGUCCUAUAUCGGACAUGUCUACCCUUGUCUCACCAUCCUCCGAGACAGUGGCAACCCGUAUUAUCUAUACGUUAAACCGCAUGUUGAACAUUGGCUCUGUGCCAAUCAGCACUCUCCAGUGAUGGACUAAUGGACAUCAGAAUUGACUGAUUUCCCCAAGUGCAGGAGCGUGAGAUCCAUAAGGACUCCAAAGACGGACUUCCCAGAAGGUCUGCAUGCUCCACAUUUCUGACCUGGUGAUCCUAUAGCGAAAAAGCCAAGUUGCUGAAGAGGAUUUGUAUAGUGAAGGUACAUCCAAGCAUUUCAACAGCUGCUGAAAGUGAGUGCCAUGUUCUGACUUCACACUUUCUGAAAGCGUGGGCGUUCGAAAGAGGAACUGGACCAUGCUGCCAACAAGCAAGGAGACAUCUAGUUUUGGCACAAAGCAAAACCACCUUUCAACGAACUACUCAUCAAUAAAUAACGAACGCCAACAUUUCAUAUUAAGCAAUACAGCAUAAUAAUUAUUCUGCAAAGCUGAGCACAUGUUUAGUGAAAUGUGCCAUCAUCAUAGUUUAUGCUUUGAGCAAAAUGUAUCAUAUGCUUAUCCCGACAACUCGUACAUUUCAGAGUGUCAACUUUUACUGUGAACCAUUUCUUCCGAUUUGUUGAGACUAAGGUACCAGGGAGUGCAUCAGGGUUCUCUAUUAGGUCCUCUGCGAAUGGCAAUUACUCACAAUUUAUUCAUCAAAUGACCAUGAAUGCCGAUUUUGUGGACUUUUAUUAAGGAGCACAAACACACACACACACACACACACACACACACACACACACACAUAUAUAUAUAUAUAUAUAUAUAUAUAUAUAUAUAUAUCAUACAGAUGGUGGUAAAAAGAUAAAACAUAAACCAUGUGUGCCUCUGUUGGAGUAUACACAUUAUGGGCGAUCUGGUCAUCAUAACAUUAGAUGCUAUGAAACAAUCAUAUAUAAAUUUGUUUUGACCCAGUAUUAUUCAUGUUCAAACGCUCUGCCAUCCUAGUUCAAUAUGCAAUGUCUAAUCACUGAGCUUUUAGUGUGAGGUUAGAUUUCUGAAAUCAUGUUGUGGUUUUCCUCAUUCUUGAGCCCUGCUUGUAAAAUUUGCUCACACUCAUAUUUAAUCAGUGCAUAUUUAUCUUAGGACACUAUAUCGCUUAUAUCUGCUACAUUCCGGUAAAGGUGUUGACUUGCAUCUCAGGUCUUCUUUUUUUUUUUUUUUUUUUUUUUUUUUAAAAGUACGUAGCAAGUGCAGCAAGAGCCUUUUAGAUUUCUCUUUUCCUUCUGGCCCAGUCAACUGUACGUUACAUAGUUUUUAGGCCUGUGUGUUACCAUUCAUGCUAACUCAUGCACUUGAGUUGAUUAGCCAUUUAUCAUAAUAAAUGAAAUGCUUCCAGAACAGAACAAUUGGAAUUGAAAAACGAAAUGAGGGAAAGGGAAUAUUACUUUAUUACUCUCUAAAAUAAAAAAAAAAGCUGGGGUAAAAAUGAGCAAAUUUGGGUCGAUUUGGAAGCCCAGUCCUGGGUCCAAUAUGGACAAACAAGCAUGGGUUGCUUAAACCCAGUGAGGUUGGGUUAGUAUGUUCAGCCAGCAUACUGGAUUGAUUUUGUUUAGUAAAAAUGACUACAUUACAGUGCUAGCCAAUAAUCUGAGAUAAUGUUACAAAGAAAAUGUAGCUAGAAGUAAUGUUAACAGUUAUGUAGCAGCCCAAAUUUAACUGUUAAUAUAAUUAUGUAAGAAUUUAAGAAUCUAUCUUUAACUUUAUGAAGUCUGAAAGCCAAUUUCUGACAUAUUUUCCCCUGAAAGAAAGUUAGCUAGCAUACUUUUGUCAGCAUUGGCUAAAAAAAGUUCUUGCCAACAUAAUGUCUAGUUAAUACAGAAAUCUAACCUCAAAAGUUUCUACUAAAUGAUAAGGUAUCUGUGAACAAAAACGUACAUUAAAACAAAAACAGAAACUACAUUUCUUGUCUUAUACCUCAGAUUUUUUUUCCUGCCGCAUUGGUACAGUGGAAAAUUUUGGAAAAAUGAAUCUUGAUGUAACAUGCCUGUUCCCUUUCAGGUCCGCAUCCCUGACCCAGCGUGCUCUGGGUCAUUAUCAACCCAGUUUGGGUCAAUUUGAGAUUUUACUGCUUAUUAAUUUACUAUAUUUUUCUCAACGUUGCCUAUCGAUGCUCAUUUUACCUGCAUUCCAAAUAUCAAUUGCUUCAUGUAAAGUCUAUACCAAGCAUCAUCUAGACAUUUCAUGUACCUCAGUAGAUGUUAGGCUAGCACAGAGAGUUCAGAUUACACAUAUAAUGUGUAUUAAGGUGAAGGGAUACAAUAAUGAAUCCUUUUCAUCCCUAGAUCUUAUUUACAUCAACAUUCAGCUCGUAUUUGUUUAUUAAUAUCAGUAUCAUCAUGCUGUAACUGAAGGACUAUGUGCAUGUGCGGUGAUUGCAUGUCACGUCAUGUCACGUCACUCACGUCCCUGGCACUUGGCACAGUGUGUGCAUGUGUGAGAAAGAAAUACAGAGACAGAUUAACUGUAAGGCUGGUGAGUUAAAAUAAUAGGAAUGGAAAUUAUCAUUACGCACAAUUGUAAAGAUUUGGAUAAGUGGGUUGGAGAGAGUAUAUCUUGUCCUUGGUUCUUUGCUAAUGGCACUUUUCUCUCUCUUUUCCUCCAUUUCUGUUUUGCACUGUGUUUCUUCCCCUCCCAUUGAAACGUGUCUCGUUGUUACGGAAGGUCGAUUUCAUUGCUUUGAGGUAAAUGAGUAAAUGGGGCUCGGAUAAACGCACUCUCAUUUGCCCUAAAUGGCCAUUAGAUGAACUAUAGAGAAUGAGUUUGGGUUUGAAAAUGAACAAAAAUGUAUGCGCACAACCUGAAAAUGACCUUAAAUCCCCCCCAAAGAGAUCAGAAAAUCAGCACUGACAAACUUCCUUCAAAUGACUCGGUGGCGUUACGUCUCGUAGUCCCAAGCUGAGAUCGAUUUCCUGUUAUAAACACAGAUCCAUUUGAUCCACACACUAAUUGCAGUGUUAAAUUAUUUAGGUUAUUUUACAGAUAUGCAGCGUUGCAGUCUGCAACCUGCGUCUUGGCAUUGUGACUGUUGUGAGCAUCGAUGUCAUGUGCAGAUUUAAUGUUCUACAUGUUUAAAAGGCAUCAACGUAUCCUAUUUUGUGAACAUACUUUCAGAUGAACAAUCAGUUGGUGCUUCUUUGAAAUGAUAAUGACAAACCUAUGGUUAAUACACUCACCAUCCACUUUAUUAGAAACACCUGUGCACAUGUACAAUCAGCCGAGUAUGUGACAGCAGUGCGGUGCAUAAAAUCACGCAGAUACAGUUAGCUUCAGUUAAUAUUCACGUCAAACAUUGCCUGGUCUUUUUCCAUUCUUGUGCCCACUGUAGCCUCAGUUUCCUGUUCUUAGAUUGCAGGAGUGGAACCUGAUUUGUUCUUCUGCUGGUGUAGCUUAUCUGCCGCAACGCAUGACAUGUUGUGCGUUCUGAGAUGCUUUUCUGCUCAUCACGGUUGUAAAGAGUGUUUGAGGUGAAAAUUAAUUUAAGAUCAUGACUUGUACAGGUAUGAAUUGAAGCAUUGCGCUGCUGCUACAUGAUAAGGAUAAUUGCAUGAAUGUCCAGUUGUUCUUGCUAAAGUCGAUGGUGUGUGUAUAUUCCAAACACAGUGUACCACUUCAGCAGUAUGCAAUGUGUGUUGAAUUUUCUUACAUUCAUCAUGUCCUGGUUUAGAGCCCUGAAAGAAAAAAGCCACAGUUUGUCAUCGACAUCAUUAAUUAAGAUUUGCAAAUGAAACAUGUUAAAACACAUUUCAAUUAUCGUACAAAUGCUGUCACAACAUUCACUACCAUGCAUUUUUGUACCUUGAGUGCUGAAAAACACUUUCUGAUCGUGACCACGUCCAUU